UCUCCCGCUGACUGACAAAUCAAACAGCUGUUUUUCAUCUGUGCGUAUUUUUCACAACACUUUUGCCUGCCUCCAAAAGAAUUUGCCACAUUUUCCGGGAAAGAAUAUUAGAAAAAGAAAAAAAUGGUUGCUGGCGGCGCAACAGACACGGGUGGCGUAAAGCCCAUGGCCAUAGCGGGUCGCAUGGUGCGCGAACGCGAGCGUCUAAUUGGCAUGUCGCCGGACGAACGCGCCUGGCGCAAACAGUGGCUCAAGGAUCAGGAACUGCAUCACGGACCGCGCAAGGUGCCCGCCUUGGAGCUGGAACUGAACAAUCCCAUUAAGCGCCUCUAUCGCGCACCCUUGGACAAGAUUUGCAACAUUCUGACGCCGGCGCUGGGCUUCCAACGGGCCUACACCGUGCGCUAUUGGACAGGAAAGGCGCUGAUUGCGCUGACGGGCAUCUAUGCGGGCGCCUACUACUUCAAAUACAACCAGAAUGAUUGGACUCGCAAGGGUGGCUGGCGUGUGAUUUCCUCGCGCAAGGCUUGUGUGCCCGGUGACGAGGGUUAUCCCCGUGUCUCCGAUCGCACCGCGCCCUCCGAUUAUGCCACGCGUGGCUUCAAGCAGUCCCCCAUCUAAGUGGAGACGCCAACGAUGCCUUUUCUUAAGUUCAUAAUAUAAAAUAAUGUUAGCAAAACGCAAUCGCAAUAAACAUGGAAAGAGAAACAGAAACAGAAA
Molecule: messenger RNA, 720 nt
Organism: Drosophila grimshawi
Lineage: Eukaryota; Metazoa; Arthropoda; Insecta; Diptera; Drosophilidae
Gene: ND-B17
Exons: 3
Coding region: 124-621 (165 amino acids)
Biological process (GO): mitochondrial electron transport, NADH to ubiquinone
Source: RefSeq, a predicted model, not a curated record